CAAGAAACAACUUGAACAAACAGUUUGCUAGCAUCAAGCAACACUGAUCGUCAUCGUAUUAUCUACCCGCACCUCGGGGUACUCGACAGCAACUGAGCCAGCCUCCUUGCUUGACUUACACGACAUCCCUCGACCGCAACUCAACCUCGAUACGACGGGAUCCCGAAGCACAUACUACAUACCCCCCAAGGUCACCGCCGCGGCAAUGACGAGCGUAGAGGUCCACCCUUCCCAGAGCAAGGGGGCGUCGCUCCUCCGCCGCCGGCGCUCCUCGCUCCCGCCCGAGUAUCAGGACGCCACCGACGGCGAGUACGUUGAGCUGCGCGGCUACGCACCCUCGGCGACCACGUCGGUUGAUUCCCUCCCCGCGUACGACUCCAUCGCCGGCGACGACACACCGUCGUCGUCCGCCGCCGCAGCAGCAACACCAACAACGGUCCCCGGCGCCGCGGGCCUCGGCGCCGUUACCGCCGCCUUCCAGAUCGAGACGCAGGGCCUGCCGCUCAUCGCGCUGCCCUUCCCGACCAGGCCGGUGCCCAUCCCCGUGUACAGCGUGCUGCCGGGGACGGGCGGCGCCGUCGGCCCGCUGGCGUACGAGUCGCUGCGGUCGACGCGCGGGUCGGGCAACUGCGUGCUGGUGCGCGCGGGCGACGAGCCCAGCGACGAGCGCAUCCUGUGCAGCACCACGUACCGCUUCGGGCCCAACCGCCCCCCGCGCAUCGAGCUGCUCGGCGACGUGGCCUGCGACGAGGUCUACGAGGUGCGCAACCGCGGCUGCAGCACGCGCGCCCAGGACGUCCGCACCCACCUCGGCACCUUCCAGUGGCGUUACGCGAGCCGCGCCGAGCGCAAGGCCGCCGGCGGAGUCAACAGCCUGCUCGUCUUGGACCUCGUCACUGUCGUGGCGCUCGCUGGCGGUAACAAGAUCGAGGAGCGCCGCCGCCGCGUCGCGCAGCUGGUGCGCAACGAGGAGCUGCGCACUGAGGGCUCGCGCGGGAGCACCGCCGGAAACGGUGGCCGCCUGAUCAUGGACCUCCGCGGCUGGUCCGACAUCAAGGGCGCCGCCCACCAGAUGGAGGUUUUUGUCAUUGCGAGCUGCAUCACCAUGCUUAAGAAGGAGGUCGACCGUCGGAGGAUGCACCAGAUGAUUGUCAUCAUGGGUGCUGCCUCAUGAUUGUCGUCAUGGGUGAUGCGCCGGGCGGCUAGUCAAGCGUCGGGCGACGGACGCGGGCGUGGAGCGAUUAUGAAUGAAUGGACGCAGAUACCUGUUUCUUUUUCUUUUUCUGAUUUUACGUAUUAGCAAGUUAUCAAUCUUGGGGGGGG
Purpureocillium takamizusanense is the source of this 1323-nucleotide messenger RNA. RefSeq lists its product as uncharacterized. The coding region runs from base 206 to 1174 and encodes 322 amino acids. Lineage: Eukaryota; Fungi; Ascomycota; Sordariomycetes; Hypocreales; Ophiocordycipitaceae. The transcript has a single exon. The record is from RefSeq and is a predicted model, not a curated record.